Molecule: messenger RNA, 637 nt
Organism: Fomitopsis serialis
Lineage: Eukaryota; Fungi; Basidiomycota; Agaricomycetes; Polyporales; Fomitopsidaceae
Exons: 4
Coding region: 47-637 (196 amino acids)
Biological process (GO): GPI anchor biosynthetic process
Cellular component (GO): glycosylphosphatidylinositol-N-acetylglucosaminyltransferase (GPI-GnT) complex
Source: RefSeq, a predicted model, not a curated record
GUUCCUUUCCAAUCCUUAACCAUCACGGCUCUCUGCAGCUCAUGGCAUGCGCUCCGUUGUUCCAUUGCCAGACCACCCAGAGUUGGUCAUAACACACAGCAAUGCUUGGUCAGAAUAUCGAGUACAAAACAUUCGCUUGUGGAAAAAAGCCGACUCCACCGCACAGACUGUCGUUGAAUGCUUUUGGGCAGACACGAUCGUGUGCCUAGGGCUCUCCAUGUUAUGGCCUAUCCUUUCUGGGCGUAAUGCAUGCAAGGCUGGACUAGCUGUCAUGGUUGUUCUUUACGCCUACAGCAGAUGUACACGGGUUUUAUGGGAGUCUGUCGUGAUUCUUCAUUCCCUCGGCCUGCAGCUCGAGACACAGAGAGGACUACCUCUCGUACCGCUGUUCACGUCGCGCAGGUUCAUACCUUUGACUUCGCUGCGCGACUUCGUCAUCAACGAGGGUUUGCGAGGCUGGUCUGUCCAUUACUAUCUAGCUGUAAUGCAGCAAUCAUCCAAUGGAAACGUCACGAUCGAUGUUCCAUUCCAGAACAUCAUGCCGCGAUUCCCUGUUCUUCUCGAAAUAUACCACGGAGUGCACGAGCUCCUAUUCGACAGCCCUACAAGUAGCAUAUCACAAACAUGCAACAUAUAA